AACAAAUUGAGGAUGCGAUAUACAUAUACACACACGUCACAACAACUCUGUUCAAUCCCUUCUCCAAUAACAACUAUAACAAGAAAUACUAUAACCCAUUCUCCUUACAACAUCUUGUUCCUUAUUAACAUGUCGAAUUAACAUGUCGAAACCAGCACAACUCAUUCUCCAUUAAAUUGAAGCUUAUAAUUUACCUCUGAAUUUGUUGUGUUUCUUAACAAUUUAUUGUUGAGAAAGAUGAAUGUUUUGGGAUAAACAUGUCAGAAUUCACAAAAGAAUUAUAAUAGGUUUGUGGUGAAGAAAAAUUAAUUAGUUUCAGAUCUCACGGCAUAGAUGGAAGCAAUGAAGUUGUUUGAAAUUUAUUUUAUUUUCGAAAAACCCAUGUCACUAGUUGCAAAAAAAAAAAAGUCUCAAGGGGUAAUUAGCACGUGAGAUGCACUGCCGUUCGUAACAUAUAGCAGUGCUGAUAUAUAUAUAUAUAUAUAUCUUCACCUGAUCAAUUUUCGGAGUUGGUUUUCUAUCGUCUUUUUAUUUCGCUCUUCACCGCCCUGCCGUUUGACAUCAAAAAAUGGCACGUUGUCCUGCAAAAAAGCCAAAUCCUCCUCGUCGCCGUGGCCAGGAGUUUGCCGUUGUUACUCCUAAUCAGGUUUUUGAUGCCGAUUUUUCGCGAAAAUACAACGUAUCAUUUAAGCCGGUUUCUUAUGACAACGAUCCUAGCGAGUCUGAUAGGCUAAAGAAAUGUUCCGCUUUGGCCAUAGCGAAUUAUAAUAUGCUAAAGGGUACAAACUACCAAGUUGUCAAUGUUGAGAUGGCUACUUAUGAUUUAGUUGCUGGAAUCGUUUACCAUAUCACCUUUAAAGCCAGGAAUGCUGAGAAUGAGAAUGAAUGUAGCUCUUUUCAAGCCACUGUGUUUCAUGACAAAUAUAUAAGAGAGGUUAUGUAUAUCAGGAAGAAAGGGAGCCGUAAUUGGUGUGAUGGGAGUCUCAGCGAGGUUGUUAAGACUGAACCUAGUGAGGAGGGGGAAUCAGCUAAUCCUGUUAUCCACCAGGGCAUGAGAGGGCCCCAGCAGCCGUUAUUGGUGUAUUCUAGAAGAAAGGGUAAUAGGGUCCACAAUGAGUAGUUGGUUAGAGUGCCAAGGAGAGAGAAGAUUACAUUUAAUCCAUAUGCACAAUAUAAGGAGCAGAGGAGGGUAAGAGUAUCUUACCUUGGAUUCAGUAUCAUUCUAAGGAGGAAUAGAAAGUAGCUAUGCUCUGUGUCAGAUCUGAGGAUUAUAUUCUCAGUUGCUGUAUUACUUUCAUCAAUAAAAUCAUAAAUAAAGUUCUUAUUUCCUUUCAAUCUUCAUUAUUGUUUCUGUUUUUCUGUAUUUCAUUUUCUGGUUUGUAACAGAGGUGGUUUAGGUUUUGGAUUUCAUGCAGUGAUCACGGUUGUUCUGUGUUGUUGUUGCAGUGAUUGAUGUUGUUAAUUUGUUAUGUUUAAGAUUUGUUGGUAUGGA
This is a messenger RNA of Trifolium pratense (red clover), 1492 nucleotides long. RefSeq lists its product as uncharacterized. The record is from RefSeq and is a predicted model, not a curated record. The transcript has 4 exons. Lineage: Eukaryota; Viridiplantae; Streptophyta; Magnoliopsida; Fabales; Fabaceae. Bases 569 to 1120 code for a protein of 183 amino acids.